Molecule: messenger RNA, 392 nt
Organism: Rattus rattus (black rat)
Lineage: Eukaryota; Metazoa; Chordata; Mammalia; Rodentia; Muridae
Product: keratin-associated protein 20-2-like
Exons: 1
Coding region: 10-174 (54 amino acids)
Source: RefSeq, a predicted model, not a curated record
CCUGACAUCAUGUGUUACUAUGGAAGCUACUAUGGAGGUCUAGGCUAUGGCUAUGGUGGCCUAGGCUGUGGUUAUGGCUGUGGCUAUGGCUAUGGCUGUGGCUGUGGUGGCUAUGGCUAUGGCUGCUGCCGUCCACUGUGCUGUAGAAGAUACUGGUCCUAUGGCUUCUACUGAGGACAUUAUGCAGUUACCCAGCCUUUCUAUCCAGAAGGUCUUCCAAGGCUUUCCGAACAGGAGCUCAAUAAUGUCUUCAAAGAUUUGAACUUUAGAACAAAACAUUCUGUUUUAUAUUAUUUUCAUAAUACUCUGUAAAAUGAUUGUAAUUUGGCUCUCAACUUAUAUUUUAAUAGGUGUAUCAUCAAGUAACUAAAUGAAUAAACUGUACUAAAUAA